Messenger RNA from Corythoichthys intestinalis (scribbled pipefish), 2332 nucleotides. Its product is annotated as uridine-cytidine kinase-like 1. Gene Ontology annotation, cellular component: cytoplasm. The record is from RefSeq and is a predicted model, not a curated record. The transcript has 15 exons. Gene Ontology annotation, molecular function: kinase activity; ATP binding. Lineage: Eukaryota; Metazoa; Chordata; Actinopteri; Syngnathiformes; Syngnathidae. The coding region runs from base 36 to 1670 and encodes 544 amino acids.
UGUUUGGGUUCCGCGCCUUCCGGGCAGACAUCAACAUGAGCUCCACGUCGAGUGAGACUGAGCCUGACGAGCUGCCUCUUCCCUGCGAAGGCGUCAAGGGCAACGACAGAAUCAUGUCCCGCUCCGACAGCGGGAGUGGAGAAGAUUCCCUCGACGGCAUCCCUCGUUGCUGCCCACUGACGCCGUCGCUGUCGCCCCAAAAACGCACUGCCAGUCAGUCGCAGACGGAACCCCCAUUGCUGAGGACCAACAAGAGGACCAUCUAUACAGCUGGUCGGCCCCCCUGGUAUAACGUCACCGGGACCACUUUCAAGGAGGCCUUUGUUAUUGGACUGUGUGGGGGAAGCGCUUCAGGCAAAACAACAGUAGCCAAUAAGAUCAUUGAGGCACUCGAUGUUCCCUGGGUGGUUUUGCUGUCUAUGGACUCCUUUUACAAGGGACUGAACAAAGAAGAGCAGGAGCUAGCAGCGAAGAACGAGUACAACUUUGACCAUCCCGAUGCAUUCGACUUUGAGUUGUUGGUCAACGUCCUGAGAAAGUUGAAGAAAGGGAAAAGAAUUAAAGUUCCUGUGUAUGACUUCGCAACACACCUAAGACGCAAAGAAUGGAAAACGGUGUAUGGGGCCAAUGUUGUCAUUUUUGAAGGAAUCCUCGCCUUCGCCAACAAGGAACUGCUCAAGCUGUUGGACAUGAAAGUGUUUGUGGACACCGAUUCGGACAUCCGGCUAACACGGCGGUUGAAACGGGACGUGUCGCAGCGCGGGCGGGACAUCAGCGGCAUCAUUAAGCAGUACAACAAAUACGUCAAACCCGCUUUCGAGCAGUACAUCGAGCCCACCAUGCAGCUUGCUGAUAUCGUGGUUCCUCGAGGUGGGGACAACUUUGUGGCAUUGGAUUUGAUCGUUCAGCAUGUUCAUAGUCAACUGGAGAAGCGUGAAAUCACUGUAAGGUCUGCCCUGGCGUCGGCUCACCAAGGUCAGCCUCUGCCCGAAACUCUGAGCGUCCUGAAAAGCUCGCCGCAGGUGCGCGGCAUGCACACCAUCAUCAGGAACAAGGAAACCAACCGUGACGAGUUUGUCUUCUACUCCAAAAGAUUAAUGCGACUCCUUAUAGAACACGCCCUCUCUUUCCUGCCACUCAAGCCCAUAUCUGUUGAAACACCUCAGGGUGGAGUUUACCACGGCAGGAGGCUGAGCGGUAAAAGAAUCACAGGCGUGUCCAUAUUGAGAGCGGGAGAGACAAUGGAGCCGGCACUCAUGGCUGUGUGCAAAGACAUCCGACUGGGGAAAAUUCUCAUCCAGACUAACCUAGAUACGGGUGAACCGGAGCUGCACUACCUCCGGCUUCCCAAAGAUAUCAGUGAGGAUUUCGUCAUCUUGAUGGACAGCACAGUAUCCACCGGGGCCGCUGCUCUCAUGGCCAUCAGAGUUCUGCUAGACCAUGACGUACCAGAAGACAAAAUCUUCUUGCUUUCGCUACUCAUGGCAGAAAUGGGCGUCCACUCGGUGGCGUACGCUUUCCCAAAAGUGCGCAUCAUCACCACCGCUGUGGAUAAAGAGGUCAACCACCAGUUCCACAUCAUUCCUGGCAUCGGUAAUUUUGGCGAUCGUUACUUCGGCACCGACGCACCCUCUGACUGGUGCGAAAGUGACGACGGAAUGGACUUGUGACGCAAAAACUGAGCCUCCCAGGUUGAUUAGACAAACACAUGCCAACAGAUACUUGAUUUUUUUGGGUGACGAAUCAUUCCGCCAUUUUGAUAUUGUAAAGACUGCAUCACUUUAAAAGGAACUAUGUUAAAUCUACAUUGUCAAGAGCCUUCUGAAAUGUAAAAACAUGAGAUUUACAUACCUAAUUUCACUAUAGUGACAUCAGAUGACCUGUUCUAACGGUUCAUAGAGUUGCUUGUAAAAUGUUACCAUGUUUUUGUCACUUAAGUGUAUGCCAAUGCCUAUUUGUAUUAUUUUCAGGAAAACAUUGGAACAAAUUCCUUAAAGAAUUACGACAGAAAACUUUGUACUUGAAUGACAAAACUGUUUUUGUUUGCUUUUUACGUGUCCUUUGAAUUUUAUGGUGCCUCCCGCCUCAUUUGCAGCCAUUUUAGAUGUUUUAAUUUAUUUUAUUAAUUGACUGACUGUGACUUAACAGCCACGUAGCACUACAAAUGUUACUUUUUUAUAUGAUGGCGCUUAAAGGGAAUGCACCCCUCGUGAAUUUUGGGUUAAUAAACUCUUGGGUGUUAAUAUGUUGUUUUAUUUGUUUAUUUAAACGUCGUCUUAUGCAUAUAAACUCAAAAUUAAUUUGGGCACUACAUUAAAUUGUCCACUAGAUG